AUGACCCGCGCGAAAGAUUUGAAGGGUGAAACACCGUCCACAAGUUAUGAACCCUCAACGUCAGAAAACACUUCGAAUAAUAAAAAAUAUACUUCAGAACUUAAGGAUCCCAAAAAAAUAUUGAGUGUUACUAUAUUAUUUUGCGUAAACCUUCUCAAUUAUAUGGACAGGUAUACUAUAGCAGGUGUGCUGACCAACAUACAGUCUUUCUACCACAUUAAUGACGCUCAAGGAGGUCUAUUACAAACGGUCUUCAUAAUCUUUUUCAUGCUUUGCUCUCCACUGGUAGGUUAUUUAGGUGAUAGGCAUAGUCGGAAAUAUAUAAUGUUAGCUGGUAUUUCGAUAUGGGUAGGUGCAGUGGUAGCGUCGACGUUUGUUCCUGCAGAUAAAUUUUGGCUAUUUCUUCUUUUUCGAGGAAUAGUAGGAGUCGGCGAAGCUUCAUAUGCAAUUGUCUCUCCGGCGUUGAUAGCCGAUUUGUUCACUAGUCAGAAUAGAAGCAAAAUGCUAAUGGUGUUCUAUUUUGCCAUUCCUUGUGGCAGUGGUCUGGGAUUCAUCGUUGGCUCAAGCGUGACAGCUCUCACUGGUCAGUGGGGAUGGGGAGUACGUGUCACCGCAGUCAUUGGUAUGUUACCAUUCACUAAAACAAGCACUGAGAUGUGGAUAACUCAGCACAAGCACGGUUUGAAAUACGGCCGUGAAGUAAAUUGUUUCACAAAAUCACAUUUCGCAUUUGUCAGAGUAAGCCAAGGUAACUAGUG
Cylicostephanus goldi is the source of this 758-nucleotide messenger RNA. NCBI's taxonomy places the organism in Eukaryota, Metazoa, Nematoda, Chromadorea, Rhabditida, Strongylidae. The record is from the annotation of a GenBank genome assembly.